Penaeus vannamei (Pacific white shrimp) is the source of this 1668-nucleotide messenger RNA. The record is from RefSeq and is a predicted model, not a curated record. NCBI's taxonomy places the organism in Eukaryota, Metazoa, Arthropoda, Malacostraca, Decapoda, Penaeidae.
AUGCGUACUGUUGCUGUUAUUGGCCAGUGUGCUGUGGUGGCUGACUCAAGCUUGAGGAUUGAGUGUCUUCUGCCUCAGGCUGUAAGGAUGCUGCUGUUUGUUCUGCUCGCCCUCGGUCACGCCACCCAGGGUUUACCUAAUGUUGAUGACGUCACCAUUCCACCUUGGGUGACCACUACAACUGAGGCAUCUAGAUCAUUGGGACCUGUAGACUUGGACGUACAGCUACCUCGAUCCAUUAAGCCGCUCCAUUAUGUGGUCAAACUUCAACCCUUCAUUAAUGGCAACUUCAGCAUCGUCGGCUAUAUGGAGGUGGAUAUGGAGGUUCUGAAACCCACUUCCAACAUCACUCUCCACAUAUCGGAUAUCAUCACUAAAAACGACACCGUAAAAGUAGGUAUGAGCUUCAAUAUACUAUUGGCCGCUCCAUUAUGUGGUCAAACUUCAACCUUCAUCAAUGGCAACUUCAGCAUCGUCGGCUACAUGGAGGUGGAGAUGGAGGUUCUGGAACCCACUUCCAACAUCACUCUCCACAUAUCGGAUAUCAUCACUAAAAACGACACCGUAAAAGUAGGGAUGAGCUUCAAUAUAGUUUCAGAUCAAGCAACAUCCCGAGGCUUGAGGAUCAAGAAACACGAGUAUGACCAUAGUCGUCACUUUUACAUUGCCCAUUUGAGGAAAGAGCUCCAGAAGGGAAAAAGGUACAUCCUGUCCAUGGAGUUCCUUGGUUAUCUUAAUAAUAAGCUGCAUGGCUUCUACAGAGCGACCUACAAGGAUAAAUGCGGCUGCGACCCAGUUCCAGCCCACCGCCGCCCGCAAGGCCUUCCCUUGCUUCGACGAGCCGCACUGAAGGCAACCUUUGAAAUUCACCUCGCAAGGGAAUCUUGGAUGACGACCCUCUCCAACAUGCCCAUUGCCGAAACGGUGCCUGUUGAAGGACAGGAGGGAUGGAUGUGGGAUCGUUACGAGAAGAGUGUCCCUAUGUCCACUUACCUGGUUGCCUUCGUCGUGUCCGACUACGUUCAUAUCAACUCGACCGAGAAUGACCGUGUAGAUUUUCGAGUGUGGGCACGACAAGAGACCAUAGAUCAAGCAGAAUAUGCAAAUGAGAUAGGUCCCAAGAUCUUGUGUUUCUUUGAAGAUUAUUUCAACCUAUCUUAUCCCCUCCCGAAGAUGGACAUGAUUGCAUUAACCGACCUCUCUUUUGGAGGUAUGGAGAACUGGGGUCUAAUAACUUUCAGAGAAAGCCUCUUGUUGUACGACCCACAAGUUUCAACCCCUGCCGAUAAGGCAGUUAUUGCAAAAAUUGUAUCUCAUGAGUUGGCUCACCAGUGGUUUGGCAAUCUGGUGACGCCUAAGUGGUGGGACGACUUGUGGCUCAACGAGGGAUUCGCUACUUAUAUAAGUUACCUUGGAGUAGAUCAUGUGGAACCAACGUGGAAGGCAAUGGAAGAAAUCGUCGUUGAAAUAGUCCAUCGUGUGUUCAAUCUAGACAGCCUGGAGUCCUCCCACAGGAUCAACAUUCCCGUCUCAAACCCGGACGAAAUAUUCGAAGUCUUUGAUGACAUAUCAUACAAUAAAGGAGCGUCUAUCAUCCGGAUGAUGACCCACUACCUCACAGAGCCGACCUUUAGGAAGGGAUUGAACAACUAUCUAAAAGCAUUGUAA